Molecule: messenger RNA, 3813 nt
Organism: Oncorhynchus gorbuscha (pink salmon)
Lineage: Eukaryota; Metazoa; Chordata; Actinopteri; Salmoniformes; Salmonidae
Product: syntaxin-binding protein 6-like
Exons: 7
Coding region: 369-1112 (247 amino acids)
Biological process (GO): exocytosis; Golgi to plasma membrane transport
Cellular component (GO): exocyst; plasma membrane
Molecular function (GO): phosphatidylinositol-4,5-bisphosphate binding
Source: RefSeq, a predicted model, not a curated record
UAGCGCCUACUCCACGUGACUGGCGGUUUGGAAAAGUUGCAGUGAGGACCUGCUACUGCUCUUCCAUCGAGACAACAGCUGUGGCGCGCUAGUAGUCUAGCACUGCGAGAGUUUGAGGCGCUCUGUCUUUCUUUGAAAUACAGACUGUUGAACGAAAUUAGGCUACUUCUAUGUCAAAAAAGGACAUGCUACCUUUUACUGUGAUUGGAUAACAGGAACGACUUUGCAAGUGAAAGUUCAUGGACUCACGGUGAUAUCCUUUGAGGCUUUGACCACACGUGAAACAGUCGCCUAACAAGAAAGGAGAGCUGACGAACUCCUCUCCUUCUACCCUCUCUCUCUCUCUGCGACUCUCCCCCUCCCCCAAGAUGAGUGCCAAGUCUGCCAUCAACAAGGCGGUGUUCACGCCCCACGAUGAGAAGAUGCUUGCAGCCGUGCAGGUGAAGAGGAGGACCAAGAAGAAGAUACCCUUCCUGGCUACUGGAGGACAGGGAGACUACAUGACCUUCAUCUGCCUCUCAGUGACUAAUAAGAAGCCUUCCCAUGUGUCCAUCACCAAGGUGAAGCAGUUCCCAGGUUCAUCAUCCUUCACCAAGAGGUCAAUGUGGACCAUCGACCAGCUGAGACAGGUCAACGGCUGUGACCCCAACAAAGACUGUCCAGAGUUUGACUUGGCAUUUGACAAUGCCUUUGACCAGUGGGUGGCUGGCUCGGCCGGCGAAAAGUGCACCUUUAUCCAGAUCCUCCACCACACCUGCCAGCGCUACAGCUCUCAGAGCAAGCCAGAAUUUGUCAACUGUCAGUCCAAACUGCUGGGAGACGAUGAAACUGUAGAUUCAGUCGUUUUCCGUUGCAAGGUCUUUUUGAGCAGAAUGAGGAAAGAAGUUGUUUUAAACAGUCGACGCCAAGGUCGCCGGCUACUCUUAGAAGGUAACAGUAUACUCCACUCUGCAGCAGACAGUGUGACCAGUGCUGUACAGAAGGCCAGCCAGGCUCUGAACGAGCGAGGGGAGCGGUUAAGCCGGGCGGAGGAGAAAACAGGGGAGAUGAAGAACAGUGCUGAGCAGUUCUCAGUCACCGCACACAAGCUGGCCAUGAAGCACAAGUGUUAAACCAUUGCUAAGCCUUCGGGAGUAGGGGUCCGCCAAGAGCGCCAGACGCCAUUAAGGACGGAUUUCUGAUUUUAGUAUUCUUACAACUUUUAACAUGCUUACUCUUGUUAACAACGGUAACAUUUACAUUUUGUGUUGUUGUGUAGCUACCUGGUUUCUAAUGAAGAAUAUAUGAUGACGUUGAGGGGGUAGAGCUCAGACAGUUAAGAGCAAAAGUUUCACAGCUAACUCCUCUUUCACUGCCUCCAUUGACCCCAAAGUACUCCCUGACUUUACGUAGGCAAACCAUGGAAAUGGUCACUGCCAUCCCCAACCUAGACAAACACACACACACACACAUUCCAGAUCCCCCCUCCCCCUCUUCAACUCCGCUGUCUCUUUCAAAGAAGUAACUUCAUAUAUAUACAGUGCUGGAAAAGGAGAAUUUAACAAGACAGAAGAGAUUGGAUGACGUGACACAUGAUGGCUAUUUCCUGUACUUGGAGACAACAAUGUACAUUCCUGUAUGUGAACAUUAACUUGUUAAAAAAUGUUAGAUCUCUUUUGCCAAAUGACUAUUUGGCAUCACACUGUUGUAAAGGCUCAUUGGUGCAUUCAUUCAUUGCAGACAUAAUACUAGCCAAAUGUGUGACGGACAUGUUGCUUCAAAAAACCUCCUGCUGGAAGACUAUAUUUCAACUAAGAUGGUAUGAAAUGUGCUGUUUUCCAACUAAAAAGUCUGAGUGACCAAGUGUGCAGGUGCAUGGUCUCUGUCAAAAGGUUGAGUGAAACCUACAGAGUAAAGACGAGCAUUUAGGCUUUACUUUUGGUAACAUUUCCGAAGGGUUAUUGAAGCACUUGGUUGUAAGAACAAGAUCAGACUGUUUAUUGUAAGGUGAAAGACUAGAGUGCCAUCUGUAAAUUAGCUUCAACUGUUGUUAACAAGCUUAUAAACCUGUAAAUUCAUUCUACCACGAUCUCUGAAAAUAAUAUUUCCAUUCUAACUUGGUCACAUCUUGUAAUUCUUGUUUAAUUGGGGUUUAUGGAAUGUUUUCUGUAAAACAGCUGACUGACACGUCUUCACUAGCCGGCAUUGUACAGUAUUGGUGUCCAUUCACUGACUGUGUAACCGUGGCUUCAUCACAAACAAGUAACCACCCACAGUGUGGGUAUGUUUAUUACUUUUAGAUUCUAUAUAUCUUGCUGUUACAGUGCACGGACAACCUUACCUUGCAGAGCACUGUUAAAUUCUUAAUGAAAUUCUCGUUGCCUCAACUUCUAGUCUGCUUUAGUCUUAACAUUUUGGAUAUUCAUUGUUUUUAAUCAAAAUAUUGAAACUAUGUAUUAUGGUUAUGAAAGUUUUUUGGGUUUUUGCUAGUGCAAGCCCCUUAGUUGGUCUCAGUGAAUACGUUAUUAUCCUUCACUUUUCAUAGGACCAGAUGAGGUCCCUAAACAAAGUGCAAUGCUUCUAUAUUGGUGCCUUUUUAAAACAGUCUUUUGUUAGUUCUUCAAAAGCAUGUGGUUUAACUUGAGCAGUCUGAUUUGUGUUAUGACAAACACUCGUGGUAACCCAGGCGAACAGUGCCUUGCUAUAUUGAUAACCAAAGGGAGAAAGUAAAGUAUGUUUUGUACCAGGUUUGAAAGAGGGUGUUGCUUAAGAUGUAUGGUGCUUGUUGGAAGUGAAUUGUAUGAGGAAUACAGAAGAAGAAAAGGCUGAAUAGGUGGUUAUUAUAGAAUGAAUAGGUGGUUAUUACAGAAUUAAUAGGUGGUUAUUACAGAAUGAAUAGGUGGUUAUUACAGAAGGUCUCAAUACUAGUCAAAUCUAAUACAGACAAACACCAUUACUUUCAAUUAAACAUAAAUGACCAAUACGUUUUAGUUUGAAUGUAACAUUGAGUUAUUUCAAAACAUCCGUCUCGUUGUCUAUAUCAGAUUGCAUACCAUCCUAAUAAAUAGAAAUUGUCUCAAGUCUCUUUACAUUUUUGACAAUGUUUUUUUGUGCGGGGGGGGGGGUGCAUUUCACAAUAGACUAGAAAAGUCAUGGGAAAGGCAAGAUGUGUAUAGGUAGUGGUAAGGAGUAGUGAACUGCAUGUAGUUCAACUAGUAAUUUAACUACAUGUUGCAGUAGCUUGGUGGUAGUUGAACUUAAAUUCAAAUCUUGGUAGUGUUUUCAUGACUUGUUUGCUAUAUAGUGGUGUAGUUAACUAAUGGAACUACACAAUACUUUUUUUGCAAGAAAUAAAAGAUAUUUAAGGUAGGCAAACAUUUUGUUUAUUUUUCAUCAGACCUGCCUAAUCACUGGAAACAUACUGUGUUUAAUAGGCUAAAUGACACAUUCAGUUAACACCUGACUCCAGAGUGAACUUGCAUUUUGUAGUCUGAAAUCUCAGAUUUAGAUGGUCAAUAUAUCAAAGUAGUUUGAAUGUAUUGAACUACUUUUCCAAAGUCACUUUCUUUAGUUAACUAAACUAUAUUUGUAUUAAGGGUAGCUUUAGUGUACAGUGCUUGGUACAUGGAGUUACUUCUCCAAUGCUAUAUACUGUAGGUCAUAUCCUGUAAUCCACUGCUUUACUGGGGUCCCUUUUUGUAAGAGCUAACAACACAAUGACACAGCAUGUGUGCAGGCUUAUGUCUAAACAUCUACACUGAAAAAAAUAUAAACUCAACAUGUAAAGUGUUGGUCCCAUGUUUCAUGAAUUGAAAUAAAAGAUUCUUGAAAUUC